GAGAGAUGGCUACGGCGUCGUUUAGGUGGAUCCUGCAGCUACACAGAGACGUACCCAAAGCGGCUCGAUUCUAUGCGCAAGGUCUCGACUUCUCCGUCAAUAUCGUCACUUUACGCUGGGCUGAGCUCGAUUCUGGUCCUCUCAAGUUAGCUCUUAUGCAAUCUCCUAGCGAUCAUAUUGCGGAGAAGGGAUACUCAUCGCUUCUGUCAUUCACGGUCACAGACAUUAAUACAACAGUGAACAAACUUAUGGCCUUAGGAGCAGAAUUAGAUGGCACUAUCAAGUAUGAAAUACAUGGAAAGGUUGCGGCCAUGAGAUGCCCUGAUGGUUACAUGUUAGGUCUUUAUGAGGCUGCAUAAGCAUAUGAACAGAUUUGAAGCCUGAAAGGAAGCUAGUUUUGCGUAGGAUAUAUUUUGUUUAUAGAAAUCCUAUUCAUUAGAUCUUUGAAGCUAUUGUUUACUUCUAAGAAAGAUAAGCCACUAUUUGAGAAGUUGAAAACGGUGAACCGCCUGUCCUGCCUUUGGUUUCUAGGGCGUGGCUAUGAAGUUUAUUGAGUAGGAGAUUGUAUUGCCAUGAACUUGGGAUCCUAAACUCAUCUCAUGAUCAAUAAGAGAGUUGUUAUUUUAUGCCCCUGUUAGGGAAACUAUGAUUCUGAUAAGCCUUACUAUAUACAAAAGGGCCAGAGAGAUUAAUAGGUAACUUUAACAUGCUACUCAA
Capsella rubella is the source of this 717-nucleotide messenger RNA. RefSeq lists its product as uncharacterized. The coding region runs from base 6 to 359 and encodes 117 amino acids. The record is from RefSeq and is a predicted model, not a curated record. The transcript has 3 exons. NCBI's taxonomy places the organism in Eukaryota, Viridiplantae, Streptophyta, Magnoliopsida, Brassicales, Brassicaceae.